GACGGUCCCUCUCAGAUGGCAUUGGAAGAUCUCGCCAUGUUCCGUGCCAUUCCAUCUUGUACAAUCUUCUACCCCAGUGAUGGUGUAUCCACAGAAUAUGCAGUCGCUCUAGCCGCUAAUACUCCAGGCAUCUGCUUCAUCCGUACCAGCCGGCCGGACACUGCAAUAAUCUACUCUCCGGAAGAAAAGUUUGAAAUUGGUCAAGCCAAGGUCGUACGCCAAAGUGAUACAGACAGGGUCACGGUUAUUGGUGCUGGUGUCACUUUACAUGAGGCUCUGGCGGCAGCAGAUGAACUCGCAAAACAAGGUGAAACUGCUUAGAACUUUAUACUGACGUGAGGCUGUGAGACUUCUAGUAAGAUCCGGUAUAGAUUUCAC
This is a messenger RNA of Hyla sarda, 378 nucleotides long. RefSeq names its product transketolase-like protein 1. Bases 16 to 321 code for a protein of 101 amino acids. The transcript is spliced from 3 exons. Gene Ontology annotation, molecular function: thiamine pyrophosphate binding; transketolase activity. Lineage: Eukaryota; Metazoa; Chordata; Amphibia; Anura; Hylidae. The record is from RefSeq and is a predicted model, not a curated record.